Messenger RNA from Mucor mucedo, 1326 nucleotides. RefSeq lists its product as uncharacterized. The transcript is spliced from 3 exons. The record is from RefSeq and is a predicted model, not a curated record. NCBI's taxonomy places the organism in Eukaryota, Fungi, Mucoromycota, Mucoromycetes, Mucorales, Mucoraceae. Bases 51 to 1232 code for a protein of 393 amino acids. Gene Ontology annotation, molecular function: oxidoreductase activity.
AAAUUGGUGUGCCUUUUUAUUAUCUACUAUUUAUUUUUCAGAAGAAAAAAAUGUUACGCCAGUCUAUUCCACCUCAUCAACAGGCAUUUGAGUCAUCUUCAGAUAGUCACGAAGAUCUCCAAUUAAAUCGGUCUCUUUUACUUGAUAUUGUACAAGAAAAUCAUUUGCUCUAUCACAUGGAGAAAAGAGAUCGCCCAAACAACAUGAUUCGAAUUUUAGUGGAAUUACAUCAAUUAGGUGCUUCCCAGGAACAGCUCACGCUCGCUUAUGGAAAGGCUAGGCAAGAUGCACAACCCAUUCGAAUUUCCAAUAGAAUCGAUCAAACUAAUUGGGAAGAGUUUCUCGGAAAUUGGAGUCUGUAUGGCGAUUACUUGGUAUUCUUUGAUAAUCAAUUGUCUAUUUUGGGAUUAGAGGAAACGUUGAACAGAUAUUUUUAUUCUAUUCCGAAAUCUCUCGGUUCACAAUUACAACCACUGGUUCAACUAGCCUUUGGCAUCGAGCAUGAUUUACCAUUAAUUAUCACACAAGCAUUAGCGUAUUAUGCUACCUCUUAUUUAGACGUCGGUAGCAUUCUAGACUAUUGUCAGCAUCAGACAAACACAUCCAAAAGCACAUGUACAGCAAACACUAUCCUAUUUGAUUAUAUUAGUUCCGAUCAACGCUUCGAUGGCAAAAUGGAAGGAAACAAUACUUUUCAUUCAGCAGUAAAGCUCUUGAUCAAGAGUAAGUCCGACCUGAUAAAGACAUACAUGCAUACAUGGUCUACUUCUUCUCCGGGUGAUAUGACAGAACAACUUGAAUCUCUAUUAGAAACAGCUACCAGAUUAACACAGCAUGCAUCACGUCAACCGCAAGAAAAUGUCAUUGAUUUAGAUUGGUUCAUGGCGGGUGGACAGAUGAUGGAUGCCGUAUUUGCAGUCAAACGAUUGAUCCGUUCGGAAAACGAUCAAGAUUUGGUGGAUUUACUAUUUUUAUCAAUGCUCUGUACAUUUGUUGUACAAGGAAGACCUGCACUUGUUGUACACAAACAGACAACCGGUUUCAUGAAGUGGGAAGACUGUAUCUCCACUAUCGUUCAAUCGGCUGAACCUAAAUCUAUUUUGGCACUAGCUUCCAUUGUCAAAGCUUCUCAUUAUAACCCCACCCCGUAUCUUUCCAUUGCGAACACAUUGGCUCAAUUUGUCUUGAUGGAUGGUACCUGGGUGAAAGGUGGCAUUGGCUGGUCAAAGUAAAAUGUUCUUUUCCCCUUACCUUGUCGAUCUUCUUUCUACUAUAUUCCCCUCUCCCAAUAAAUAUCACACGUGUUUUAUUCAUUCGCUCCUUUCU